CUCACACAGCCAGUGUGUGAGCGUUGGCUGUCGAGUGAACUCAGUCUGAUCGAUGCUCCAGCAAUUAAUCAACUCCAAUCAGCUCCAUUAACGAGGCGGAGAGAGUUCAUCUGCUCCUCCUCUUCUCCUCCUCCUCCUCCUCCUCUCCUCCUCCUCAUGUGUGUGUGAGCAUCAGCAGCAUCAGCAGCAGCAGAGUGUCCACAGCUGCAGACAUGGACAUGGACAGGAACAUAGGAGUCUCCUUCCUCGAUCCUCUGGACGAUUAUGAGUUAAUUCACCGGAUCGGCUGCGGCACCUAUGGAGACGUGUUCAAGGCUCGAAACAUCAGGACGGCUGAACUGGCAGCGAUCAAAAUUGUCAAACUGGACCCAGGUGACGACAUCACGUCCAUCCAGCAGGAGAUCACCAUGAUGAAGGAGUGCAAGCACAAAAACAUCGUGGCCUACUUCGGCAGCUACCACAGGAACACAAAGCUGUGGAUCUGCAUGGAAUACUGUGGUGGAGGGUCACUCCAGGAUAUUUAUCAUGUGACGGGUCCAUUAAGGGAGAAACAGAUCGCCUACGUGUGCAGAGAAACGCUCCAGGGUUUGUACCACCUGCAUGAAACUGGCAAAAUGCAUAGAGACAUAAAGGGAGCCAACAUCCUUUUGACAGAUAGAGGAGACGUGAAACUGGCUGACUUUGGCGUAGCAGCAGAAAUCAGCGCUUCGGUGGCUAAAAGGAAGUCAUUUAUAGGAACUCCCUACUGGAUGGCUCCAGAAGUGGCUGCAGUGGAGAAGAAGGGCGGCUAUAACCACCUCUGCGACAUCUGGGCCGUCGGCAUUACCGCCAUCGAGCUGGCUGAGCUCCAGCCACCCAUGUUUGACCUGCACCCGAUGCGAGCGCUGAUGUUGAUGUCCAAGAGCAACUUCCAGCCUCCCAAACUAAAGGAUAAAUCAAAGUGGUCUGCGGGUUUCCAAAGCUUUGUGAAGAUGGCUCUCAUUAAAAACCCUCGUAAAAGGCCUUCAGCCGAGACGCUGCUGCAGCAUCCAUUUGUGACUCAGCUACUGACUCGUAACCUGGUCAUCGAGCUUCUGGACAUGGCCAACAACCCAGAGCUCCACUCCUCACACACACACAGCCUGGACGACAAUGAAUUUGAGAUUGGGGAAAUGGCUCCAGACAAGAUUCAGUCUGCAGGGAAACACCUGCCAGUGGAGAGGACGCUGUCUGAAGAGCAAUUUGACCAAGUGAAGUUCAAACCCCCGCUGAGAAAAGUCACAGAGCCGUAUCCUGAAAUGGUCUCCUAUGACGAUGACUGGAAUCUGUCUGGUGAUGAAGACAACUCACCGAGCCUGUUGGAAUGUGUCGAGCAAGCUCUGCAGCUGAGGAGUUUAACCAUCAGGAGGGCGCCAUCUAGUGAUGGAAACAAGAAGAGCAGUCUCUUCAGUCCGUCCACAGCGUCUCUGCCGGCCUUCAGCUUUUUGUCUCCCAGCACAGAGGACAGCGACCCGAUGCUGAGGCCGACCUGUACACUGGGCCCCGACAGCGUUGUCGCCACUGACUCCGCCUCCAACACAGAAGCACUGACCAGGUGCUCAGCCAGUCAGGACAUCAGACAGCGCUGCAGUGACCCAUGUCUACCCGGGGGGGGCGCUGUAACGGCAGAAAAGAGGAAGGCCACCACUGUCUCAUCUCCAAAGCGAGAGACACCUCUAUCCCCCGAGUGGAGCACACUAAGGAAGCAGACUGAAAACUCUAGGGCUGAGUGUCAUGGACUUCCUCCCACCCCUCAAGUCCAUAUGGGAGCGUGCUUCUCCAAAGUCUUCAACGGUUGUCCUCUAAACAUCAACUGUGCUGUCACCUGGAUUUUACCCAAGACAAGAGAUCAAUACCUGAUUCUUGGAGCGGAGGAAGGCAUCUACACACUGAACCUCAACGAACUUCAUGAAGACACACUAGAGAAGCUGCUCCCUCAGAGAUGUACAUGGCUGUAUGUCAUGAACAAUGUGCUGAUGUCUGUCUCAGGAAAGUCGUCCCAGCUUUACUCCCACAGCCUGACGACGCUGUUCGAGCAGAAAGGGCAUGUGCCCAAGAGACCCGGCAGUCUGUCGCUCGGCACCAACCGCUUCACUGAGAGGAUCAGCACCAGGAAGUUUGCCAUAUCUGUGAAGAUCCCCGAAACCAAAGGCUGCAGAACAUGUAGUGUAGCAAGAAACCCAUACACAGACAGCACGUUCCUGUGUGCGGCUGUCCCGUCCGGCCUGGUUCUGCUGCUGUGGUAUGAGCCUCUGCAGAAGUUCAUGCAUCUAAAGCACAUGGCGAUGAAGCUCCCCGACUCUCUGCCGGUGUUUGAGCUGCUGGUGUUGGUGACAGAUGAGUUUCCUCAGCUGUGCGUUGGUGUGAGAGACUGUAGCAACGGGAAGCCUCCGGCCAACCAGCAGCUGAAGUUUGACAUCAUAGAGCUGAACGGAACGCCUGUGUCAGUGCCAGAUUGUGGAGCACUUAGAGCAGUGCAGGUGACACAGCUGGACAGAGACACUGUCCUCAUCGCAGUAGAAAAAACAGUUCGCAUCGUGAACCUCUGUGGGCUUCCGUCCAAAGAGCUGGCUGCUGAAAUGGUCUUUGACUUCCCCAUUGAAACACUAGUGUGCUUACAGGACAGCGUCCUGGCCUUCUGGAAACAUGGACUUAAAGGGAAGAGUUUUCAUUCAAAUGAGACAACACAAGAAAUAACAGACGAGAGUCGCGUGUUCAGAGUGUUGGGAACAAACAGGGACAUCAUCCUUCAGAGCACACCAACCCAUGACCCGUCAGCACUGAGCAACCUGUACAUCCUCACCGGACACGAGAGCAGCUACUGAGAAGGAAACAAGACAUUGUUUUCUCCUUCCAGAAGUCGCGUCCAUGCGGACUGAAGCUGUAGCAGACACACACACACCGACGAACAACUGAUCACUCCACCUCUCUGCUGUGAAUGACUAACGUCAGUGUGGGGACUCAGUUGUCCACUCAGACUCAAGACUCUGUUCUGUGGGGGCAACAAGACUGCGAAACACUGACUUUCUAACUCGUGAGUUGUCCUAAUUAAAACUGCAAAAGCCAAGAUUCUCACGUAAAAUCAAGUCGCCCUCAUACAACAUGAACCGCUGCUGUCAGUACAGACCAUGUGAUGCGUUCCAUUUAAAUUGGAAGUCGGAACUGGGAGUGAUGUCACCUCUGAUUUGACCGCGAUCAAGUCAGAAAAAAUCAUUAACACGGACACUAAUAGCGUAGCCACAUGUCCACCAGUACAAAUUGGACAGUACUAUGUGAACGACUGACUUAAUCUGAAACAAGUAGGACAGACGUGGAAUUAUUCACAUCUGUUUCUUUGCCAAAAGGGAGCGCCCACUCUUUCUCUGCCUCCAGUGAUUUUCCAGAAUGAGUUAAAUUCAAGAUGCUUAAUUAAUAGCAAAACCAUCCUAGUCUUUCACAUCACUUUAUACAGGGUUAUUAUGGAAUUACUGAUCAAUAAUGUGACUGUUGUUCACAGACAGCGUGGCCCUGUACUUAUGUGCGUCUAAGACAAAAGUUUUGUUUAUCUCAAUAUCUUUCUAUAGAUCCAUGAAGAUUAAAUAGAGUUGCCAGAAAAACAAAGAACUCAAUAAAGUGCUAUAAAGUUUUGUAUUGCUGAUGAUUAGCUGUUAGCUGUCUUGUAUAAAGUACAUGAGUAAAAGUACAAGUAUCUUACCAGAAAAUGACUUUGGUACACUUUUUAUGAUAUUACUGAAGUAAAAGUCUUUAAGUGUAUGACAUUUACUGUACUUAAGUAUGAAAAGUAAUUUCUGAUAUAAAAUGUACUAAAGUUUUAGAAGUAAAAGUAUGGAAAAAGGGAUUUUUAGCUCAGAGGUAGAGCGCGUCGUCUCCUUGAAGGUUGUGAGUUCAAUUCCCAGCUCCGCUAGUCCACAUACCGAUGUGUCCUCGGGCAAGACACUUAACCCCAUGUUGCCGUGUGAAUGGCUAUUAAAGGAGUGUGAAAGAAACAUGCACUGUAUGUAUGGGUGAAUGGCAAAAACUAUACUGUUAAGUGGUUAUCAAGUCUAGAAAAGCGCUAUAUAAAUACAAACCAUUUACCACCUCCUCUUCUGAUUUUAUUUGGUAGUAACGAGCACAAAAGAUAGUUAGGGGAGAUGUUUUGGAGUCAAAGUACACAAUUUUCUUUUUUAAAUGUGAAGUUAAAGUUGCGAGAAUUAUAAAAGUACAGAUACUUGGAUUUUGUACUUACAGUACAACACUGGCUGUUAGCACUCAGAGGAAUUUCAGACAGCUGCAUUACCCUCUAAAACCCUAAAAGGGAGCAUUUAUUGACCAGUUAGUGUGAUGCUAACUGUGCUGUAUAUAUGUACGUUUACCUGCCAGCACAAUACUAAAUGGACUAAUGUACAUGUUAUGCAUCAUGUUUGGAGUUUAUAGAUAGUACAUUA
Messenger RNA from Solea solea (common sole), 4445 nucleotides. RefSeq names its product mitogen-activated protein kinase kinase kinase kinase 2 (gene map4k2). Gene Ontology annotation, biological process: protein phosphorylation. Lineage: Eukaryota; Metazoa; Chordata; Actinopteri; Pleuronectiformes; Soleidae. The transcript has 32 exons. Bases 213 to 2843 code for a protein of 876 amino acids. Gene Ontology annotation, molecular function: ATP binding; MAP kinase kinase kinase kinase activity. The record is from RefSeq and is a predicted model, not a curated record.